Messenger RNA from Penicillium atrosanguineum, 1179 nucleotides. RefSeq names its product fructose-bisphosphate aldolase. The record is from RefSeq and is a predicted model, not a curated record. Lineage: Eukaryota; Fungi; Ascomycota; Eurotiomycetes; Eurotiales; Aspergillaceae. Bases 1 to 1179 code for a protein of 392 amino acids. The transcript has a single exon.
AUGCAUACCUCAUACCUUUCUUUGGCGGUGUUCGCCCUCACCGCAGCAGCUGCACCUUCGUUCCCUAAGCCCAACGGCGAUCCUUUCGCCAAUAGCUUUCCUUUUAUCACGUCCGGCAGUUCAAGUGUCGCCGAGAGUGAUGAUGAUGGCAUGACAAACCCCAUUCCUGCCUAUAUGGCUGCUAUGGAAGCUGUUGAGUCUGCUCGAGGCGGCUCUUACAACACACCUCAGCCAACUAGCCACGUACCGCAGUAUGUGGCUCCUCAGAUGCAGCAGAUCCCUUCUCCAGCACCGAAGGCGGAGCCCAUGGUCUUCAAGCCCCAGCCGGCGGAGGUUCCUGUAAUCGCUGAACAUGUCCCCAAGAUCCAGCCACCGGCACCGAAGCCAGAGCCAGUUGCGCCUAAGCCAAAGCCGGCUGAGAUUCCUGUGGUCGCUGAGCAUGCCCCAAAGGUCCAGCAAAAGCCUGAGACUAAGGAGACUGUUCCUCUCUCAGAUCCUGUUGCUGAGAACCCGGUUCCUAAAGAGCCCAUUCCUGCUAUCCCGGUUGCUCCUGUUGCUCCUGCACCCACGUCUUCUCACCAUGCUAAGCCUGAAUUUGUGUCCUCCGCUAUUGCUGAGGCUAUGGGCCAAGCCACCGCUGAGGCUGUUCCUACCGAGGACAUUCCCGAGCCAACCCAGGCUCCUGUGACUAUCAAGCCUGUUCUUCCUUCUCACGUUGCCAUGCACUCUUCCAAGACACACUCCUCGAAGGCUGAGCCUAAGAGUAUUGCGGCUCCUUCUAGCUCUAUGGCUGUCCCCAAGCCGGCUUCUAUCCCCAUGGCUCCUUCCAGCUCCAUGGCUCCUUCCAGCUCCAUGGUUCCCUCCAGCUCCAUGGCUGCCCCCAAGCCGGCUUCUACCUCCAUGGUUGUCCAAAGCUCUCAUGCUCGCCCGACUCCCACUUCUGCCAUGAGCAGCUUCGUUUCUAAGGCUUCUCUCUCGUCCACUCACCGUCCCAUGCACUCUAUGGGCAUUCACGAGGGCCACGUCUCGUCCAGCAAGCAUCAUGCCACUCCCUCGAGCUCCGCUAGCGUCUCUGCCAGCGCUACUCCUUCAGCUAAGGCCGGUCUUCUCGGUCUUGGUCAGCUUGUUGACCACGUGCCCGUUGUUGGUGCCAUGCUCGGUCCUCUUAUCGGUGGCUAA